Molecule: messenger RNA, 1361 nt
Organism: Stegodyphus dumicola
Lineage: Eukaryota; Metazoa; Arthropoda; Arachnida; Araneae; Eresidae
Product: multiple PDZ domain protein-like
Molecular function (GO): protein binding
Source: RefSeq, a predicted model, not a curated record
GGAAUGUAAACUUCUCCACUUAUUCCGCUUUAUGCGCUGGAAACAAUUAAAUUGAUGAUCUAUAAUCUGGAGAAACCCCUAAUCCGGAAUUGCUGAAGUCCCAACGAGUCCGGAUUAAAGACUUUGUACUUAAGUGGAUUAUGAAACUCUUAUACAAGAACCUUUAGUUGCAGCAUUUUAUUCCCAAUGGACAGCUAAAAUCAGUUUUCUGUUGCUUAUUGUGUUUAGCAGAGUGCAGGUUGGGCCAACACAAAAUUUUAAAAAAUGCCAGUCAGUGGAGAUACACGGCAAGCCUUAAAGCUUUUGGAGCGCAUUCAGUUACACUUGCAAGAAUCAGAAGCUGCCCAAUUAAGUCCUACUGUUGGUGAUGAUCUUAACACUUUGAUUUCUGUUUUAGACAGUCCUGUCUUUAAUAGUAUUCUGAAUAUUCAAGAUUCACUUCAGGAAUUAAAGAGGCAGUUACAUAAACAUCCAUCUAUAUUACCUGUUGAUUUUGAUAUAUGUCCAACUACUGGAGAGUUACUGCUUAAUUUGCCAGCUGACCCUAUUCCCUUACAAAAUUCAGAUUCCUAUGAACCUAGUUCUGAUGCUGAACAAAAUUAUGAUUAUGAUGGACAUGUUGGCAAAACUAGAUUAGGUGUGAAAUCAGAUGAAAUGGAACCGCAUUCGAAUGAGAUGUCAUCAAUCAUUGGUGCACCACCAGAAUAUGUUUUGUCACCAAUCACUACUGAAAGUUAUGCGGAAGAAUUCCAGCGUACUAUAGAUCAAGGUGCUCAAGGCAGAGAAAUUCAUACUUUGCAGCUAUUUAAACCAGAGGGAAGCAGUUUGGGUUUCAGUGUUGUUGGUCUACGAUGUGAACAAAAAGGAGAGCUUGGAAUUUUUAUUCAAGAGAUUCAGCCAAGUGGAAUUGCAGGAAGAAAUCGGGAAUACUGCAGCUCUAGAAGAAUUGCUACUGCGUUUGUUAUUGACAUUUAGAUUCAACGUAAUAAAGCAGUUUUAGAUAGGUUAUUUUACAUCUUGAGUACAUGACCCGAUGAACAGUUUUUGAGAGGGAGCAUGUAUUUUAGAUAGAUGUGAUCCAUAUUCACAUAUUUUGAAUGCAGUUUGGAAGUGUAUUUGGAGGAUGGUUUUCUUUUCAUGCAUCCUUUGUAUGAACCCUCGUACCAAGAAUGACAAAUUAAAAGACAAAUCAAAAUUAAGUUUAACAAAGAUCAUAGUUAACAGAUUCAUUCUGACAUAUGUUUUGCUGCAUAAUCAUUAAAAAAUUUCCUAAAUUAUUAAACUAUCUGUUGCUUACAGUUAAAUAUAUUUAGGCAUUAAUCAUGUUUUUUUAUUACAUAAUAUUUGUACGAGAGUGACUA